AUGGAAAAUUUUACACCGAAUUUUCAUCAAAUUUUAUCGGAUAACAAAGUCAUGGAUGAAGGGUUCCCACCUACCACUUCGACUAUCAUUGGAUCUUUAAGAAAUGAAAUGGCAGUAGUUCCUGAUAAUUCCAUCAUGAGUUAUGCGACUUCCGAUCUUCCUAUUAAUAGUCCAAGUAAUGUCAAUAAUAAUAAUAUUAUUACAUCAACAACAGCAAGCGGUAGCAAUAGUUUAGCAUCAGCAAUAAAUUCUACUGCCACUACCGCAACAAGUAAUAUGACAGAGUUUACAAAAAGAAAGAAUUGGUCACAAAAAAUUAUUGAAGAAUUAAAAGAUUUCUUGCAUGUUAUUUCACCAACAGGAAAACUAAUGUAUUGUUCACCCUCAUCAACUGAAUUGGUAGGAUAUUCACCUGAAGAAUUGGUAAACCAUUCAAUUACAGAAUUUAUUCAUGUUGACGAUAUAGAUAUGUUUGUAAGAGAUUUCCAAAUUGCCAUACAAAACAGAACAAGCUUUACAAUUUAUUACAGAUUUCGUAAGAAAGAUGAAAAAUAUAUUACCCUUGAGGUUAAAGGGCACCCUUAUUUUGGUGAAAAUGAUAUUACUGGCCAAUGUAAAUGUUUUUUUAGUAUGGGUAGACCAUAUCCAUCUAAAACCACAGCAAUGAUAGAUUCAUUUUUGGAAUUAAAAGUGGAAAAUGAAAAUUUACGUCGUCAAUUAAGAGAAUUAAUUGAAGAGAAGUCAGUGGCAGAUGAUAUUCUUGUAAGCACAAAUAAUUCGUUAGAAUUAUUAACUGGGUUAAGGUACCAGGAGGGUGAGCGUGCUAUGGGAAUUUCUAAUGGCUCAAAUAAUCCACGUUUACUAAAUGAAGAUUUAAUGGAAUCAGAUACUUUAGCCACUUCUUUAUCUGCUAGAAACGACCAAACUUCUAAAACUCCGGACGUUACUACUACGAAUCAAGCUUCUUCAAGACCAAGAAAAAAGAAAAAGCAAAAGGUCGAAGAAGAAGAGUAUGUGUGUACAGACUGUGGGACAGUUGAAUCACCUGAAUGGAGAAAAGGUCCAUUGGGCCCAAAAACCUCUAAUUAA
This is a messenger RNA of Entrophospora sp. SA101, 1089 nucleotides long. The record is from the annotation of a GenBank genome assembly. Lineage: Eukaryota; Fungi; Glomeromycota; Glomeromycetes; Entrophosporales; Entrophosporaceae.